AUGGUGAAGAAGCAAGAAGCGGAAGUUGAAAAGUUUUCCAGGAAGCUGAAGCUGAAGUUGAAGAGGGAGCCUAUCCAAAGCACGAAAGAGUCUUUUGCCAACAAGAUGGCAACUCCACCUCCACUUCCUCCAGCAGUGGCAACUCCACCUUCAUUUUCCCCAUCAAUGGAAACUCCACCCGCAUUUCCUCCACCAAUGCCAAAUCCACCUUCACUUUAUCCACCAUCAUUGACUCCACCUUCUACUGCUCCACCUUCACUUUAUCCACCAGUGACAACUCCAUUUGUAUUCCUUGCAUCUGCAUUCAAUGGUUUUCUGUCACGAGGUAGUGCAGUCGAGACAUUAUAA
This is a messenger RNA of Papaver somniferum (opium poppy), 348 nucleotides long. Its product is annotated as proline-rich protein 3-like. Bases 1 to 348 code for a protein of 115 amino acids. The transcript is spliced from 2 exons. The record is from RefSeq and is a predicted model, not a curated record. NCBI's taxonomy places the organism in Eukaryota, Viridiplantae, Streptophyta, Magnoliopsida, Ranunculales, Papaveraceae.